Molecule: messenger RNA, 2079 nt
Organism: Anopheles bellator
Lineage: Eukaryota; Metazoa; Arthropoda; Insecta; Diptera; Culicidae
Product: peroxidase-like
Exons: 5
Coding region: 1-2079 (692 amino acids)
Biological process (GO): response to oxidative stress
Molecular function (GO): heme binding; peroxidase activity
Source: RefSeq, a predicted model, not a curated record
AUGUUGCUGUUGGUGGUAGCAUCGGCGCUGAUCGCCCUCAGCAGCCAGGCGAUCGAUGCGGUGAACGUGGCCACCUCGUACAGCGUGGUCCACCACGAUCAGCCGUCCCAGGCCCAGCCCCGGCUGCUGCACAAAGGCUCAGCCCACCACUACGCUCCGGUCGGCACUCACCUCGCCUACAGCCCCGUCGAGGCACCGCACUACGCCCCACUGGUCAGCAAGACCCGUUACACCGUCCCGUUUCUGAGUGCGCUCCACCAGCAGCCUCAGUGUCCGGCACCGCCGACCUGCGUCAAGUCGCGCUACCGCACGCUCGACGGAUCGUGUAACAACCUGCAGAACCCGACCUGGGGAACCCCGAACCGUCGCUACGGUCGUCUGCUGACGCCCAAGUACGGUGAUGGUAUCUCACUGCCGACCGUGUCCGUCACCGGACAGGAAUUGCCCAACGCACGCGUCGUAUCGCUGGUUGCGUUCGGCGAACAGGACAUCCCGGAUCCGGAGUACACCCUGGCCAACAUGCAGUGGGGCCAGAUCAUGACGCACGACAUGAGCAUGCAGGCCGGUGGAACCCAGUCGAAGAAACACCCCACCCGUUGCUGUACCGAUGAUGGCAAACUGAUCGCCAAGGAGCGUGCCCCGAGCGCCUGCUACCCGAUCCUGGUGCCCGAGCACGAUCCGGCUCACUCGCAGACCGCGACCGAAUGUAUGAACUUUGUCCGCACGAUGACCGACCGGGAGGAUCAGUGCACUCCGACGCACCCAACGCAGCCGGCCGAACAGUUGACGACGGUCACCUCGUACCUUGAUCUGUCGCUUGUGUAUGGUAAUUCCGAUCAGCAGAAUGCCGGGAUCCGGGCGUUCACCGGUGGCCGGAUGGCGGUGGUGGAGCGCGAUGGGUACGAGUGGCCCCCGAACAACCCGAACUCGACGGCUGAGUGCGAUCUGGAGUCACCGGAUGAGGUGUGCUAUCUGGCCGGGGAUUCGCGUGUCAACCAGAACCCGGGCCUUACGAUCAUGCAGAUCGUGCUGCUGCGCGAACACAACCGGCUGGCGGAUCAGCUGCAGAAGUACAACCCGCACUGGGACGACGAGUUGCUGUUCCAGGAGGCGCGCCGCAUCAACACGGCCCAGUACCAGCACAUCAACUACUACGAGUGGCUGCCGAUCUUCCUUGGCUGGGAGAACAUGCUCAAGAACCGGCUGAUCUACCGCGUGAAGGGUGGCGAGUAUAUCAACGACUACGACCCGAGCCAGGACCCGUCGGUGCUGAACUCGCACGCCACCGCCGCUUUCCGGUACUUCCACUCGCAGAUUGAGGGACGCCUUGACUUGGUGUCGGAGAUCCGCAAACCGACCGGGUCGCUGCGACUGAGCGACUGGUUUAACCGUCCGUCGAUCCUGGAGGCCGGUGACAACUACGACUUCCUGACCCGGGGUCUGGCCACGCAGCCCGAGGAGCUUACCGAUACGAACUUUGACGCCGAGAUCAAGCACUUCCUGUUCCGCCGUGGACGUCCGUUCGGUGGUGAUCUGCGGGCCAUCGACGUCCAGCGCAACCGGGACCAUGGUCUGGCGGGUUACAACGAUUACCGCGAGUUCUGUGGCUUCAAGCGGGCCUCCACUUGGGAGGAUCUGAUGGAUCUGAUUUCGCCGCAGGAUGUGUCCAAGUUGCAAUCGCUGUACUCGAGCAUCGACGAUAUCGAUCUGACCGUCGGUGGUUCGCUGGAGGCGCACGUCAACGGUGCCCUCGCCGGCCCCACUUUCCUGUGCAUCCUGACCGAGCAGUUCUACCGCACGCGUGUCGGUGAUCGGUACUUCUACGAGCGGGGCGAUAAGGAUGUGGCGUUCACGCGCGAACAGUUGGCGGAACUCCGGAAGGCCAGCAUGGCCCGUCUGUUCUGCGAUAACGGCAACCACGUGACGUCGAUGCAGCCGAAGGCGUUCCUGCGGAUCUCGCACAGCAACCAGGUGGUGCCGUGCCCGCAGCUCCCGGAGGUGGAUCUGUCCCUGUGGAAGGACCUGUCGUACGACAACAGCCUCCACUCGUUCCACUAUUACCACAACUACAAGAAAUAA